CAUUAUGUAAAGUUUAUGGCAGACCUAAAAGAUGGCAGAGACUACCCUUUAGUUACACUCUUUGGAGCUCAGAUUUAUCUAGCUAAAUAACCACUUGAGAAACACUGAUACCUGUCUUCAAACCACUUGUAUUGUAAAUACGGAAUACAGACAAUUCCUAAUGUGAAUCCCUGGUGCUAAGUGAGACAACACUUGCACACCAGUGAAGCUCCAAGAGGUAGGUCCCAGGGAGUGUACAACUAAACAAAGGCAAAAUUCUCAUGGGACUGCGCCAAAGCCAUUAGCUUUCUGAACUCUGGGUUCCAAGCACUUAGCACUCCCAUUUGCUUCCAUUAACUGCGGCCGGUGGUAAAGAGGGCAGCACAACUUGUAACCGCGACAGCAUCAUAAAAACAUUAAGAGGAUAAGCACAUUUCUCAUAAAGAAUCGUAGGGAGCCAAGCGCAGGGUUAAAGCAAUUGAGGCAACACUUCUAUAGCUCUCUGCAGUCCGGUGUAAGUACACCAUGUAUAGAACUGAUUGAUAUACAUCAAUACAGGCAAGAGUUGAAGUACCCAGACGUUCCAGUACAAUGCGCCAUACAUACAAGGGAUGAUACCCUCCUGCUAAAAAAGUACAAUGUUCAGAACGCUGCUAGCCCACUGAAGAGCCCAAUGCCACUCCCAGCACUCUCCUGCACAUUUACCUUCCAAGGAGGGAUUUUUUAGGCUGUGCUGCUGGAGUAAAUCCCAUGUGCUUGGUGUGUAGUGCUUGCCCUCCCAGGACAUAUCGAGUCUAGCACUAGGCAUCAGGCUGCGGGGGGUUUCCCCAUUCGGAAAGUUUAAAAGAGCAGCCGCUCCACCACCAGCUGUGAGCUCCACCUGAAUCCAUAGCAGGGAGCGAUCCUGAUUGGUUACUAUGAAGCACGUGAGCUGCACUCUAUAUUAGGCAAUACAAUGUAACAAGUCCAGAGGAGAAGACCAGGUGAAAGAUUGAGGGAUCAGCAGGUUCCUCAGCUGUCCGGCCAGAGAAGUCUCCCUAGAGAUGAAUUCCUACCUAGAAUACACUUCUUGCGGGGAUGUUUUAGCUUUUUCACCCAAGUUCUGCCGCAGCGACCACAGAAACAUGAACUUGCAGCCUUACCCUAGAAGUGGAGCAGAUCAUUCCUUUAUGCCAGUCGGGGGUGUGCCCGGAUCAGUUGCCCACCAGGCUCCACACCAGUCUCCAGCACUUUAUGCUCCUUGCAGCCUGGAUGUCGCCUAUGAGCCGACCCCACCUUCUGACUACAGUUUCUUGCACAGCAGCCCCGAUUACGAUUAUUAUGGAUCUAAUCACCAGAUAGAAGAGACUGGGGGGCACAUUCCCUAUGGUAGCUCACUAUUUCCAGGCAAUGGAUCUUACAUCCUCAAUGGGCAGCUGAGCUACAGGACUCUUGGAGAAGAAACUCAAAUGGCCCAGUGUAAGGAACCACUAGAAGUUUAUCCUGGGGGCAACUUGCAGAGUAUCUCCCCCUCGCCUGGCACUUACCCAAAACCUGCCUCCCCGGCAUCUGACAGCUAUGUCAGCACGUUUGAUUGGAUGAAAGUUAAAAGGAACCCUCCUAAGAAGAGUAUACCAUCUGAAUAUGGGGUAACAAGUCCCCCCUGCAAUGUGAGGACAAAUUUCACCACCAAACAACUGACUGAGCUCGAAAAGGAGUUUCACUUUAACAAGUAUCUCACAAGAGCAAGGCGCAUCGAAAUCGCAAACUCUCUCCAGCUCAACGAUACCCAGGUUAAGAUCUGGUUCCAGAACAGAAGAAUGAAACAAAAGAAAAGGGAAAGGGAGGGAACUUUGCCCAACUCUCCCCCAUCCGGACCCGCGUCUAACUUCUGCGUAAAACCUCCACAUUUGAAGUCUGUAAAUGAGACUGCGACACUGUCGCCAUCCAAGGACGCUUCACCCUAGAGACUCAAAGCAAGAAACCAAAUAUGUGGGAUUGUCUGCUGCACCCCAAGCAGCCAAAACUAAGGGGACUUUGCACUAUAGUUCGUUACUUGCAGUAUUCCCUAUUGAAUGUACAGUAUCUAUGUAUAUACAGACUUUAGAAGUUCAAUACUAUAUCUAUGCAUUAAAUACAAAUAUAGGGUCUGGGUUGUUUAUAGAGAGAACAACAUGAAGGGUGGAGAUUUACAAGUCCUCACAUAUAUCUCUAUAUAUUUCUGGUUCAGUAUGUAAGAUUACACAUGCCAUGUAUGUGCAACAGAACAAAGUCCUGUAGCCAGACACCCAUGUACUGCACAUACUGUAUAAAGUCACAACUGACAUUACCAAAGAUGGAUAGGAGUCUGCCAUCUCCUCAACUUUAUCGACUGAAUUUGCACUACUCGAUUUUAUGUUGCUGUUGUUCCCUGUGCCUCAAAUCCAUGCGGUUUCUCCUUCUGCAAAACUGACUGAACUCAUUCUGGGACAUACACUAGGAAGCUAUUAUUUUAAGGCGAAUUUUAUAAGAUUUUACUGCUGUAUAUAUCUAUUUUUUUAUAAACUAAUAAAAAUCCAAUUUACUAUGCAA
Messenger RNA from Xenopus laevis (African clawed frog), 2529 nucleotides. It is a transcript of the gene hoxd1.S, whose product is annotated as homeobox D1 S homeolog. Gene Ontology annotation, molecular function: DNA-binding transcription factor activity; DNA-binding transcription factor activity, RNA polymerase II-specific; DNA binding. Gene Ontology annotation, biological process: regulation of DNA-templated transcription; regulation of transcription by RNA polymerase II. Gene Ontology annotation, cellular component: nucleus. The transcript has 2 exons. NCBI's taxonomy places the organism in Eukaryota, Metazoa, Chordata, Amphibia, Anura, Pipidae. The record is from RefSeq and is a predicted model, not a curated record. Bases 1023 to 1925 code for a protein of 300 amino acids.